AUGGCGUACCGGAUGGUUUUUGGACACGACAAGGAUGAGAUGAUUGACCUGAAAACCCUAAUUGGAGAGGCCACCAGCUUGGCUGGAACUUUCAAUAUUGCAGAUUACUUGCCCUUCUUAGGGUCAUUUGACCUUCAGGGAUUGACUCGACGUUUCCAGGCAGCCAGUGAAGCUAUAGAUGAAAUCUUGGAGAAAAUAAUUGACAAGCAUACAAAAGAUGCUAAGGAUGGAGUGAAUCAUAUGAAUUUCAUGGACAUCAUGCUAUCACUGAUGACAAUCGUAUUGGACAUCGUUGUUGGUGGAAUCGACUCUUCGCUUAUUUCCGUCGAUUGGGCUCUCGCAGAACUACUACGACAUCCAAGGGUGAUGAAAAAGGUUCAAGAAGAGUUGAAGAAUGUCGUUGCCAUGGGUCGAACAGUAGAAGAGAGUGAUUUGAAAAGUUUAAUUUACAUGAAUAUGGUGUUGAAGGAAGCCUUGGGACUAUACCCAGUCGGACCUUUCUUGAUCCCACGUGAGUCUGUAGAGCAUAGCACAAUCAAUGAGCAUUACAUACCUAAGAAGCAAGAAUUCUCAUAA
This is a messenger RNA of Vitis riparia (riverbank grape), 576 nucleotides long. Its product is annotated as cytochrome P450 CYP736A12-like. The record is from RefSeq and is a predicted model, not a curated record. Gene Ontology annotation, molecular function: monooxygenase activity; iron ion binding; oxidoreductase activity, acting on paired donors, with incorporation or reduction of molecular oxygen. NCBI's taxonomy places the organism in Eukaryota, Viridiplantae, Streptophyta, Magnoliopsida, Vitales, Vitaceae. Bases 1 to 576 code for a protein of 191 amino acids. The transcript has 3 exons.